Messenger RNA from Piliocolobus tephrosceles (Ugandan red Colobus), 1732 nucleotides. It is a transcript of the gene ULBP3, whose product is annotated as UL16 binding protein 3. Gene Ontology annotation, biological process: antigen processing and presentation of endogenous peptide antigen via MHC class Ib; immune response; positive regulation of T cell mediated cytotoxicity. The transcript is spliced from 4 exons. Lineage: Eukaryota; Metazoa; Chordata; Mammalia; Primates; Cercopithecidae. Bases 33 to 923 code for a protein of 296 amino acids. The record is from RefSeq and is a predicted model, not a curated record. Gene Ontology annotation, cellular component: external side of plasma membrane.
ACGGGCCCGACCAUACUCAACCACUAGCAGGCAUGGGAGGUGGAAGUGAUUCAUCCGCUGGUCCCGACAUCUACUGCUCCGCCGGUCGGCACAUAGACCGCUCCUCGAGUCAGCUGCGCUCCAGGUCAACAAUGGCAGUGGCCGCCAGCCUCGCGAUGCUUCUGUGCCUCCUGACUCUGUACCUGCUAUCCAACUGGUCCGGGACGGGGCGGGCCGAUGCUCACUCUCUCUGGUAUAACUUCAACAUCACUCAUUUGCCCAGACAUGGACAACAGUGGUGUGAGGUCCAGGGCCAGGCUGAUCAGAAGAAUUUUCUCUUCUAUGACUGUGGCAGUGACAAAGUCUUAUCUAUGGGUCACCUAGAAGAGCAGUUGGAUAUCACAGAUGCCUGGGGAAAACAAUUGGAAAUGCUGAAACAGGUGGGACAGAGGCUCAGAAUGGAACUGGCUGACACUGAGCUGGAGGAUUUCACGCCCAGCGGACCCCUCACACUGCAGGCCAGGAUGUCUUGUGAGUGUGAAGUCGAUGGACCCAUCCGUGGAUCUUGGCAAUUUAGCUUCAGUGGACAGAAGUUCCUCCUCUUUGACUCAAACAACAGAAAGUGGACAGUGGUUCAGGCUGGAGCCAGGCGGAUGAAAGAGAAGUGGGAGGACAGCAGACUAACCAUGUUCUUCCAGAAGGUCUCGAUGGGAGACUGCAAAACCUGGCUUAGGGACUUCCUGAUGCACAGGAAGAAGAGGCUGGAACCCACAGCACCACCCACCGUGGCCCCAGGCACAGCCCAUACCAAAGCCAUGGCCACCAGCCUCAGUCCCUGGAGCCUCCUCAUCAUCCUCUGCUUCAUCCUCCCUGGCAUCUCAGCAGAGUCCUUUAGAGUGACAGGUACUGUGGGCAAAACUGUGAGGGGAACAAGAGACCGAUAGGGGAGGUGGGGGGAAGGCAAAGGAGAAUUCCCAGAGCCCCACCCCUCCCCAUGGCCGGGAUCUUUUCAUCCUGACAUGAGACAGAUGAAUGAGACCUGGUGUCGCCUGUUGGCAGUGACCUGGGUAGCUCAACUUUGGGUUCUGAUGGAUUCUCACCAUCGGGGCCAGAGGGAAAGGGAGGGGCCCAUACCAAGGCUCAGGGCCUGUUGAGCUUGAGAGGGUUUAGACAAUUCAGGCCUGUUUCAGAGCAGGUUUCUAUUCAGGAAGGGUAGGGGCGUGUGGCCUGCAGGCAGCAGGAACUCAGGCAUGGGCGGUCCGCACAAUAGGAGAGGAGCAGUAUGGCCACUUCACCUAGGAUGUCAAGGGAAGGGUGUCCCUGGAAGAGGCUAAGAAGAGAGAGACCUGGGGGAAUUCCAGGAUGAGGGGGCCGUGAGGGCCUUGGCCCACCCAGUUUCUCCCAGUUCCUAAAGCUGCAUUUCCAGAGAAAGCACCUUGAGUCCCAGCAGUUAAGGUGGAAGGUGAAGAGUAGAGCUUGUCCAGGACGAGGUUUAGGAAAUGGCCAAGCCCCUUGGACCCAUGGGAUUCCUGGCCGGACCCUGGGGUGAUGCCCCUGCCAUUCUGCCUCCUGCACACUCCAGAUCCUGAGCCAGCUGAUGGCCCUGCCUGGAGCAGAGUGGACUCAGACAGGGAGGCUGAGCUGCUGCUAGAGGUCCAUGGUUGCCACUGAGCUUGGCUGGGAAUGAAUGGGGCGAGGCAGGGGCAGUCCCAUUCAGAGCUAUGGGUGCAGCUCCCAGGGUGAGGAGAGUAUG